CAUGAAGUUGCAAGCAGCAAAUUCUUAUGCAUGUAAAGCUGUACUACUAGAACAUGUUUGGCCUCGGUUCGGGUGCAGGAAAAAAGAAAGAGGCGAGGAAGGAUGCGGAGCGCACGGAACGCGAUCGACUCCGCAGCGAAGCGUUGGCAAAUGCUGAGGACGCCCUUCUAUCAACGUCGGGCAUCCCUGGCACCGCUGACGCUCUGGCAGUUGAGCCAGUUCAGGGUCUCAUCGGGAUCGCGACUAGCGAUGGAAAGGUUAAGCUGCUUGGGCGACAGGGCUGUGAGCUAACCUUGUACUCAGGAGCGAAGUAUCCCUAUGCGACGCGCCAGCUGCAAUUCCUACAGAACCGAGGCGUCAUCAUGCGGGUCUCCAAGGGCGGCAUCAUGGAAAGCUGGUCAGUGGCUGCUGCUGCUUCUGUCGACCGUGGCGCCAACAGCGGCGCACGGUCGCUGGGCACCCUCAAGCUGCGCGGCGACAAGAUCCACUGUGUGGCCGACAUGCCUCGGGACCCCUACGUGCUGCUGGGCUGCGCCAGCGGCUGCCUGCGGGUGGCUGCGCUGGUGGACGCAGCAGGCAACCCCGUGGCAGGCAGCCCCGGACAGGCGCGGCACUUUGCGGUGACACCUUACAAAGUGCGUCCCGAGCAGCUGCGCGGCCGGGGCGAGGUGCGGCAGGUGGCGGUGCAGAGCCGGGGGCAGGUGCACCGCGCGCUGGUGCUGUUCACGGCCGGCAUGGCGGCGGUGUGGGAUAUCAGGGCCACACAGCUGCUAGCCAGCAUCGACCCUGCUGACCAGCGCGCCACCGCCGCCACCCCCUCGCUGGCGGCUGCCGGGCAGGUCACCGCGGUGUGCUGGCUGGGCAGCGGCUGCAGCAGCGGCUGCGGAGACUACGCUACGGGCCACGUGGACGGCAGCGUGCUGGUGUGGGCGCUGCAGGGGCUGGGGCUGGAGGGGACACCAGCGGUGACUGCUGUCAUGAGGGUGGAGCAGGGCGAGGCGGAGCCGGUGCGCAUGCUGCGUUGUUUGCCGGGUGGCGCGCCCGGGCUACUGGUGCUGGGCGGGCAGCAGGUGGAGCAGCCGGAGGGGCUCACGCUGCUGCCGCUGCCGGCGGCGGGGCAAGACGAGGCAGGGGCAGAGCAGCAGGAAGGCCUGGAGGGUGCGCACGCAGGUGGCAGCGGAGGAGAAGAAGAAGAUCAAGAGGAGGAAGAGGAGGAGGAGGAGGAUGUGGACGCGGGCCGUGAAGCCGAGCACCGCAGGCGGCGGAAGCACCGAGCCGUUGCCUCGCCUGGCAAGCGGCGGGGCAGGGGUCCCGUCAAGUUGCCCUGGUUCGGUCAUGUUAUUGGGUUUGGGCUUGUGGUGGAUGGCGGUGUGGUCACAGGCUACGAGCCGCCCAGCGGCGUGCUGCAGCUGGUGGAGGGCGGUCAGCUGGUGCUGUACAGCCUGAGCCGCCAGCAGCCGCGGGUGCUGACGCCGCCCCUGCAGCGCCGCGCCGCCAUCACCGCCACGGAGGCGCCGCUGGUGCCGCUUUGCAAGCCUGCAGCCUGCGGCCCCAGCACCAUCACACUGGAGGGGCUGCGCCAGGCGGCUGCGGACUCGUGGGAGGUCAUGGAGGAGGCGGAGCAGCAGUUCGUGAUGGGCAUGCAGGAGGUCUGCCGCAGCGGCACGCCGCCGCCACCACCCGAGGGGGCCACAUGGGGUCUCGUGUACUGCACCGGCCACAAGGACGGCGGCGUGUGUCUGUGGGACCUGCACGGCGGCACCUCCCGCCUGCUGUGCGCCGCACCCGCGGGCGAAGCAGCUGCAGCGGACGCCGGCAGGCUGGGCGGCAGCAGCAGCCGCAGCAGCCCCGGCUCCGUGACCUGCGUGAGCCUGGCGUGGCCCACGGGUCUGUUGCUGGCGGGUCACCAGAGGGGCGAGGUGCGCAUGUACCAGUUCAGCGCCUCGCAGCGCCACGUGGAGUGCGUGACGCUGGAUAGCGUCAACGCGCCGGGCGUAUGUCGGCCGCUGCAGCAGCCCGCCGGGUUGCAGCUGCGGCUGCGUGUGCUGGUCAACUCGGGGGAGAUCACCUGCCUAGCAUACUGCCAGUCCAUCCGAGCCGUAGCAGCGGGCGACAAGUCCGGCGGUGUGGCGCUCAUCGACACCGCCCGGCCGCUGGUUCGCUGGUACGCACUGCCCGGGCAGCACCCGCUGCUGGCGGCUGCGGUGGCGCCGCUGCCGCUGCCGGCCGCUCGGGCGCGGUGUGCGGAGGUGGCGGGCGAGGAGGGCGCGCCCUCGCAUACAGUGGUUGUGGCGGACUCGGAGGGACGGCUGGCCGCCCUGGACGCCUCCCGCGGCUGCUUCGUGGGUCGGAGCGGCCCGCUGCAGCCCAAGAACGGCAGCUACAGCCUGGCACUGGAGCUGCUGGACGAGCGCUGCAACCCGCUGUGGGCGCGCAGGCAGAUGGGGGCGGGGUGCUGCCAGGCGGCGCUGGGAGUUCCUGGCUCUGGCUACGCCUGGGAAGACGAAGAAGACGAGGCGCCGGGAGACGAGGGCGAUGAUGAUGAUGAGGAGGAGGAGGCGCAGGAGCAGGAGGAGGAAGACCUGGAGGGUCUGAGUGUGGAGGAGCUGCUCGCCCGGGCGGCACUGCAGGCCGACGGAGCCCACCCGCCACCUCCUCGGAGCGGCCGCAAGGCGCGGCGCAAGCCCCAGGAGAGGAGCAGGAGGGCAGGUGGCGGUGCGGCCGGGGCGCUGGACGCAAUGGAGGAUGGCAGCUCCGCCCCGGCUGCCACCCUGUCGUCCUGCCCCGACCCCACAGCGCACUACGUCUUGCUGGUGACGGACCAGUACCUGCGCCUCUACUCCGCCUCCCACGUGCUGCUAGCGGACCGCGCCACCGCCGCCAAGCGCUCCCCUCCCGCCGGCCAGCAGCUGGUGUACGCGCGGCCGCUGCAGGUGGCGGGCGCGCCGGGGGUCAUGGCGCUGGCAGCGGGGGAGCAUGGGCUGUGCGUGCAGGUGUACUCGCUGCCCUCGCUGGACCUGCUGCACGAGGCUCCGCUGUCCGCCUCGCUGUCCUGGUUCUGGGACGUGCCGCCGGGGCACGAGCGGCGGCUGGGGCGGCUGGUGGCCGCCAGCCGGCUGGGGCACCUGCUGCUGCUGGGGCUGGGCAACGAGC
Molecule: messenger RNA, 3153 nt
Organism: Astrephomene gubernaculifera
Lineage: Eukaryota; Viridiplantae; Chlorophyta; Chlorophyceae; Chlamydomonadales; Astrephomenaceae
Source: the annotation of a GenBank genome assembly